ACAUCUCUACAUGUCUCUGGGUAAAUGGACCAAGGCUAGCUGGCUUAUUUGCAGGUUGGUUAUUUCGAAACUGACUAGUAUGGCAACUUAAAACGCUCUUUAUUUAUUGUAGAUACUAUUUAGCCAGCUGUGCAUUUUUGUUUUUGUCUGCACUGUUUUUAGCACUACAGUUCUAAGUGUUGUUGCCAUCUCAACAGCCUAGUUUUGAACCAUUCUUUCACCUUCCUCGGCAAGAUAGCAGCUAAUGCUAGCCUCGAUUUAUCAGUCCAUACGUGAUCUUUUGAAAUUUAGAGAUAUUUGAACUAUUUUCAUGUCCAAGAGCACACUAAACUGGUAGUUCAUUUGGAAGCAAACGCAUAGAAACUAGAGUUUUUGUUCGAGUGAAACAUGUCAGGCGCUAACAGGGGACAGGCAAGCGCGGCUAGUGAAAAUCACAACCAAGAAAAUAUGCUGUCAAGACUGAGAGGCUCGCUAAAAGCCCGACCUGCUGCAAACGAGAACCAAGAAAACCUUCCGCCUAAACAAGCAGGCAACAGAACCGUGCUAGGAGCCCUGCAGAACAACCAGAGGAGCAAAACCCAGAACCAGCGCGGCUCCAAACAGGAUUCAUCACAGCCCCUGUCCUGUAAAAAUGAAGAUUUUGGCAAAAGCUGCUUUGAGAAACCCUCUGCCAAGCAGCCCUCUUUCCAGAUCCAUGUGGAUGAGCCUGAUGGCGCCCCUGCCAAAAAGCCACAGCCUGUGGUCGAAGCUGUCAAAGCAAAGUCCAUCGCUGAAGAGUCUCCCCUCACGAUCAACAAUGCAGUGGCACGACUCAGGCAGCCGCUGGCUACAAUUGAUAUUCCAUCGGCAAUGGAUGUCAGCUUUGACUCUCCCAUGGACAUGUCUGUGGUGGAGGGGGAGGAGAAACCAGUCAAUGUUAAUGAGGUCCCAGAAUAUGCUGCUGAAAUCCACACGUAUCUGAGAGAGAUGGAGGUAAAAACCAGACCUAAAGCUGGUUAUAUGAAGAAGCAACCUGACAUCACCAACAGUAUGCGAGCCAUUCUAGUGGACUGGCUGGUCGAGGUUGGAGAAGAAUACAAGCUCCAGAGCGAGACACUUUAUCUGGCUGUAAACUACAUUGAUAGAUUCCUCUCCUCAAUGUCUGUUCUGAGGGGGAAGCUUCAGCUGGUUGGGACUGCUGCUAUGCUGUUGGCUUCGAAAUUUGAAGAAAUCUACCCUCCUGAGGUGGCAGAGUUUGUUUACAUCACGGACGACACCUACACAAAGAAGCAAGUGUUAAGAAUGGAGCAUUUGGUGCUUAAAGUGCUCUCUUUUGAUCUGGCAGCACCAACAAUCAACCAGUUUCUCACUCACUACUUCCUUCAUCACUCGGUUAGCAAACAGGUGGAGAACCUGGCAAUGUAUCUCAGCGAACUCAGUUUGGUUGACUCGGAUCCUUUCUUGAAGUACCUGCCAUCACAGACUGCUGCUGCAGCCUACGUUGUAGCCAACAACACGGUGACUGGUGGCUCAUGGCCCAAGUCCAUGAGAGAAAUGACUGGCUACUCCCUCGAGGAUUUGAUGCCAUGCAUAGAGGAUCUGCACCGACUUUACCUCAAUUCUCCUCAGCAUGCCCAGCAGUCUGUUCGGGAGAAGUACAAGGGCACAAAGUACUGUGAAGUUUCCCUCAUUGAUGCUCCAGCUAAACUGCAGCUGAACUGACUGUUCCCCCUUUCCUUGUCUAUGUAGAUUUGUUCCCCUGGUCGUUAAACUUUUUUUUAUAAUGUGUGCCACAAUUUCAUGUCCUGGCCCGCUCUUUUUGGAGUACAGCCAGAUGUUUAGAGUUUUAAGAAUAUUUUUAUACAUUCUUACCAGACGCUACAGUUUUGGUUAAUCAAGCAGUUUUAAUGGUUUGGCUUUUUAUCAGACAAAAUGGAAAGGUAUUCAUCAUGCUUUGAUCUACAGUCUUAAACUGCAAUCUGCAAUUUUCUAGUUAAGGUUGAAUUGAUCUAAGCAGUAAGCUAUUACCUAUUGGCCUCAUGGGAUGGAUUAAAGUGUUUUGUCUGUCAUUGAGUCAGCUGUGUCAUUACAUCGGUGUCCUCAAGGCAUUUUCUGCACUGUAAAAUAUGGCUCUUGUAAAUAAAAAUCCAUUUAAAGUAAGA
Cheilinus undulatus (humphead wrasse) is the source of this 2141-nucleotide messenger RNA. RefSeq names its product cyclin A2 (gene ccna2). Lineage: Eukaryota; Metazoa; Chordata; Actinopteri; Labriformes; Labridae. The transcript is spliced from 8 exons. The coding region runs from base 388 to 1701 and encodes 437 amino acids. The record is from RefSeq and is a predicted model, not a curated record. Gene Ontology annotation, cellular component: cytoplasm; nucleus; cyclin A2-CDK2 complex. Gene Ontology annotation, molecular function: cyclin-dependent protein serine/threonine kinase regulator activity. Gene Ontology annotation, biological process: regulation of cyclin-dependent protein serine/threonine kinase activity; mitotic cell cycle phase transition.